Patiria miniata (bat star) is the source of this 670-nucleotide messenger RNA. It is a transcript of the gene rps14, whose product is annotated as 40S ribosomal protein S14a. Gene Ontology annotation, biological process: maturation of SSU-rRNA from tricistronic rRNA transcript (SSU-rRNA, 5.8S rRNA, LSU-rRNA); ribosomal small subunit assembly; translation. Gene Ontology annotation, molecular function: mRNA 5'-UTR binding; structural constituent of ribosome; small ribosomal subunit rRNA binding. The record is from RefSeq and is a predicted model, not a curated record. NCBI's taxonomy places the organism in Eukaryota, Metazoa, Echinodermata, Asteroidea, Valvatida, Asterinidae. Bases 108 to 563 code for a protein of 151 amino acids. The transcript is spliced from 5 exons. Gene Ontology annotation, cellular component: cytosolic small ribosomal subunit; ribosome.
GAAGUGACAAGUUCGUAACAAAAAAAAUGUAUAUUUUGGGACGAGACUAAAAUAAUGACCUUUUUCGACCUCUUUAUAAUUUGGUAGCUGUUCCUUCUGACGAAGACAUGGCUCCUCGCAAAGGCAAGGUACAGAAGGAGGAAGUCCAGGUGCAUCUUGGGCCCCAGGUCCCUGAGGGAGAGAACGUCUUCGGAGUGGCUCACAUCUUUGCCUCCUUCAAUGACACCUUUGUGCAUGUCACUGACCUCUCUGGAAGGGAGACCAUCUCUCGUGUGACGGGCGGUAUGAAGGUGAAGGCGGAUCGUGAUGAGGCGUCUCCCUACGCUGCCAUGUUGGCCGCUCAGGACGUGGCUGCUCGCUGCAAGGAGCUUGGCAUCACUGCCCUGCACAUCAAGCUGCGUGCCACCGGUGGAAACAAGACCAAGACCCCCGGCCCUGGUGCUCAGUCUGCCCUGAGGGCUUUGGCUCGCUCUGGCAUGAAGAUCGGCCGCAUCGAGGAUGUGACCCCAAUCCCAUCGGACAGCACACGGAGAAAGGGAGGUCGCCGUGGACGUCGUCUCUAGAGGGCGCUGUUAUCAAAUAGCUGUAGUCCGUUGCAGCCAAAAGUACUGUACAAAGCAAGUAGUAUGUUGUGUGAGUUCCGCCAAUAAAUUGCGCAGAGAACGGUACA